GGUGCAGCAGCAUCCAUGGAGCGAAGGGCAGUGCAGGCUUGGAGAACUCCAAUUCCCGAAAGCCCCGGUGCUGUGUGCGCAGUGAGGGAAAGUACGCCUCUCUACUCGUCACCGUGCUCGUCAAUCAAAGGCAAACGAACAGGGGAAACAGGGUCAAAUGACCCAUGCAGGUCGCUUGGUGCUAGGCUGACGAUGUGGAGAUUGGCAACAUGCACGGUCCUGCUCUUCGUGCAGCGUGUGGUGGUUGGGAUGCCCUGGACGCUGGUGGCGGUCACCACCUGCGCGUUUUACCUCGCAUCGGGAGGUCACAAAUUCGUCGAGAUCUUCAUCAAGACCAUCCGCCGGGAUGUACAUGCCGCUGGUGUCCUCCUCAAAGUCAAGCUCAAUGUUAAACGGAACUUGAAAUUGAACAACACAGUCCCAAAGAUCUUCCAUGAAGUUGUGCAGAGGCACCCGGAUAAGACGGCGCUUAUAUUCGAGGCGACGGGUGCCGCUUGGAGUUUCCGGUACCUGGACGAAUACUCGAACAGAGUCGCCAACUUUUUUUAUGAGCAGGGCUACCGCACUGGUGAUGUGGUGGCCGUUUUCAUGGAGAGCAGGAACGAGUACGUGGGACUAUGGUUAGGUUUGGCCAAAGUUGGAGUGGAGUCAGCACUGAUUAACUUCAACUUGCGGAUGGACGCUCUAACUCACUGUAUCACCAUCUCCAAGGCCAAGGCCAUUAUAUUCGGCAGCGAGCUGAACGAUGCCCUGAAGGAGAUCCAUCAAACCCUGGGGAAAUCCAUGCAGUUGUACUGUUCCGGAGAAUGGACCUUUGGCGAGUUGCCUGCAGGCACUGUGAAUCUCGACCAUUUACUGGAAGCCUCUCCAUCACAUCAGCCUCCCCUUCUCCAGAACCGAGGAUUCACAGAUCGACUGUUCUACAUUUAUACUUCAGGAACAACGGGAAUGCCGAAGGCAGCCAUUGUUGUCCAUAGCAGGUACUACCGGAUGGCAGCUUUGGUUUACUAUGGUUACCGGAUGUGCGCCGAUGACAUUGUCUAUGACUGUUUGCCUCUCUAUCACUCUGCAGGGAAUAUUGUGGGGAUAGGUCAAUGCCUUUUACAUGGACUGACUGUUGUAAUCAGGAAAAAAUUCUCUGCCUCUCGCUUUUGGGAUGACUGCAUCAAGUACAGGUGCACGAUUAUCCAGUAUAUUGGGGAGAUUUGCCGCUACCUCCUCAGCCAGCCCCAGCGCAGCGUCGAGAGGGAGCACUGUGUCCGCAUGGCCCUGGGAAACGGCCUGCGCCCAUCCAUCUGGGAGGACUUCACCUCCCGCUUCCAGAUCCCGCAGAUAGCCGAGUUUUACGGGGCCACGGAAUGCAACUGCAGCCUGGGCAACUUUGACAACAAGAUUGGCGCGUGUGGAUUUAAUAGCCGCAUUCUUCCGUUUGUCUACCCGAUUCGAUUGGUUAAGGUGGAUGAGGACACGAUGGAGUUGAUUCGGAAUUCCAAAGGUGUCUGCAUUCCCUGUCAACCAGGGGAGCCGGGGCAGCUGGUGGGGCGUAUUGUCCAAAAUGACCCCCUCCGGAGGUUUGAUGGAUAUGUAAACAAUUCAGCGACAACGCAUAAGAUCGCAAACGAUGUGUUCAAGAAAGGAGACAUGGCCUAUCUUUCAGGUGAUGUCUUGGUGAUGGAUGACUAUGGCUACAUGUAUUUCCGGGACCGUACUGGGGACACUUUCCGUUGGAAAGGUGAGAACGUGUCGACCACAGAGGUUGAGGGAAUUCUAAGUCGCUAUCUCAGCAUGGCCGAUGUUGUUGUCUACGGAGUAGAGGUGCCAGGCGCGGAAGGUAAAGCUGGGAUGGCUGCCAUAUCAGACACCAGUGGUUGGAUAGACUUGGAGAAGUUCUACGUGGACCUUGAGAUGGCUUUGCCACCGUACGCACGGCCUGUGUUCCUGCGGUUGCUGCCGGUAGUGAGCAAGACGGGGACCUACAAGUUCCAAAAAACAGAGAUGAGAAAGGAAGGAUUUGACCCAAGAUUCAUCAAGGACAGACUUUAUCUCCUGGAUCAACGACAGCAGAAAUAUGUUUCACUGGAGGAAGACCUCUUUAAAAAGAUCCAAUCGGGAAUAAUGAAGCUAUGAUUAAAACUAUAUCUAUAAAUAUACUGUUACCUCAUCGUUACUCUUGUCAGUAUCCACAACAAGCAGAAGGGAUAAUUUGUUCCACUUCAGUUACUUGACCAGACUUGCAUGUACAGGAACUUUACAGAAAUUUUUGUUAUUUUUCUUUAUCUAAGUUUAUUACAGAUUUGCUAGUAAUUUAUGAAGAGAGAUUAUUACAAUUUUGCACAAGAAAAAUUAUAAUUAAUUUUUAUUGCCUGUACUGUUUUGGGUCUUAUUUUUUAAGUGGGAUAAAGCUUUCUCUUUGUUCAUUUCUUGAGAACCUGCGAACAUCCUCGAGUGUGUUGAGAAUGUAAUUAAACAGGAUUCAAUAAG
Leucoraja erinaceus (little skate) is the source of this 2481-nucleotide messenger RNA. It is a transcript of the gene slc27a4, whose product is annotated as solute carrier family 27 member 4. The record is from RefSeq and is a predicted model, not a curated record. Gene Ontology annotation, molecular function: long-chain fatty acid-CoA ligase activity; long-chain fatty acid transmembrane transporter activity. Gene Ontology annotation, biological process: long-chain fatty acid import into cell; medium-chain fatty acid transport; response to nutrient. The transcript has 13 exons. NCBI's taxonomy places the organism in Eukaryota, Metazoa, Chordata, Chondrichthyes, Rajiformes, Rajidae. Bases 16 to 2127 code for a protein of 703 amino acids. Gene Ontology annotation, cellular component: microvillus; endoplasmic reticulum membrane; plasma membrane.